AGCCGGACAAAUUGAGCUUCUCUUUUUAACCUGUGCAGCGUGCUUCCCUCUGCGUUACCGUGACUGGCCAUCCCUACACCACUCAGGUCAACUGGCAAGUGGUUUCAUUGCUCAGAGGUCUUUUCGCAUUAAAUACAAGAGACGGACGAGAGCGUUUUAUCGGAGCACAUCCGCACGCACGUAUUUCCUGUUUGCCAAACAAAACACAUGUCGAGACAAAACGAUCGCCAACAACAUCGAAACAUACGUGAAGGGUAUUUCUUCACGCACACGUGCACACAACCAAAAUACUAAGUACAACAUGAACGAUCUUGCCUUCUUUUCGCUCCAUAGCUCAAAGAAUAACCUGGAGGAUAAGCUUCUGCGCGACACGCUCGACUUCUCGAGCUUUCGCAGCAGGGAGGGCGUCCUGUACAGUUGGCGGUGGCACUUUCUGCUCGGCACCCUUCCACUCCUCUCGGACGGCGAUGCGCAACUGACGGCGUGCCAGUCUUCCUGCGAGGCGUGGGUACACCAGUGGGAGGAGGCGGGCUGCUCCCUCGAUCAGACGCUCCGCAGCGCACCCCAACGGAAGGCGCGGGCUGUGCGGUUUGAUGAGUCGAGUAGCAGCAGCACGAGCAGCGAAGUCGAGGACAGGACGAGGCCGCCCGCCUCCUGUUUAACGGACGCUGCGCCACCGACUUGCUUCGCGACGGAGAACCCUCUCGUCCCCGCGGUGGAAAGCUCCUACGCGCUACAGUUUCAAGUCGACGCGGUGCGGCAGACGAUCGCCAAAGAUAUGAGCCGACUCUUCUGGGACGUUCCAAUUUUUCAAGAGCCGCAAACAAAAGAUGCCGUUUCCGACAUUCUUGUGAAGUACUGCACGGCGGAGAAGAGGGAGUACAGGCAGGGAUUCCACGAGCUGGCGGCGUUUCUCUAUUACGCCUGCCACCGGGACAAGAUGCAGGCCGAGCAGCUCGUGCGCGACAACCCCGUGCUGCGCUCCAACUCCUUCUUCACAGUUUUCGAGAAGGCCUACGCCGACCUGCCCGCUGCGGUGUACGCGCUAUUGCGGCGGUUGAUAUUGGAGGAGGACAACGGACUGGGGUUGGCCCGGUGGUACUACGCGGCGACCUCGGAGCAGAGCGGGGUCGUGGUGGCGUGUGAGCGGGUGCAGCAGGACUUGCUGGCGCAGGUGGCUCCAGAGCUGCAGCAUCGGCUGGAUGCGGAGUACGACAUCCAAAGCGUUGUUUAUCUUGUCCGCUGGCUGCGCCUUCUCUUUGUGCGCGAGUUGUCAUUUGAUCAGCUGCUGCGAGUGUGGGCGGUCAUCUUCUGUGAGCGCUACGUGCAGACGACGGCAGGCCGCCGCGCCUACGUGCUGGACGACAGUGUCGCGCUCUACUUCGCCACGCAGUUGCUUUUGCACAUCCGCGUUCCUCUCUCCACCGACGCCGGCACGGCACUGCAGCUCCUCAUGAAGUACCCGCCCGUAGAACAUGUGGAGGAACUGCUCUACCGCGCCAUCAUGACGAACGCGGAUUCCUGCUUAAUCCGCCUGGCGACGGCACCGCACGUGAUCAGCGUUGCGGACGCCGUGACCCUGCCCGCGGAGGUGACGUCACGGCAAGGUGAAAUUCUCGCCGGGGUCAUACAAAACCUGGAGCAGUACUGGUUCCGCGCUGAGGACAUGAAGCCCGAGGAGCUGCAGUGUUUGACAGAUUCCUACAUCCAAGCGAUCGCGCAGCUCAAGAAGGUCCGCGAUGUUUUGCUUCACGGCAUGAGUGAGUAA
Leptomonas pyrrhocoris is the source of this 1768-nucleotide messenger RNA. RefSeq lists its product as hypothetical. Gene Ontology annotation, molecular function: GTPase activator activity. Lineage: Eukaryota; Euglenozoa; Kinetoplastea; Trypanosomatida; Trypanosomatidae. The coding region runs from base 302 to 1768 and encodes 488 amino acids. Gene Ontology annotation, biological process: activation of GTPase activity. The transcript has a single exon. The record is from RefSeq and is a predicted model, not a curated record.